CCGGGGGCCGGCAGAGCCGGGCAGAGGCGCGCACAGCCGCGCGGGGCGCCCGUCGCCAUGGCAGCGCUUGCUCCGGCGAGAGUGAACCUCAUGCCCUGAAUCUCCAAGGGAACCUUUGAAAAGGAUCUUCCCCUCCCCACCAUCUCAUUGUUUGCCAGCUCUGCUGUGUACAAGAAAGCUUGAAAGACCAGGCUGAGCCCUAAAAGACAGCGAAAAAGACAAUGUAGUGAGAGUGCUGUGAGGUCUUGGAUAGGGAACCCUCUGAAUCCUGUUUCUAACUCUUCUCUCUGUUGGUAGCUCUCUGACAGCCUUGGCAGGAACCUCUACGGGGCCACAAGUGUGGUGGCAUUUAGUGAGAGGGGAAUUACACACAGUGUAUGCUCCACCCUCACUAAUUCUGCAGGACCUUUGUUCUCCCUCUUGUCAUCUCUGAAAAUCUUGGCUAGCUGCUUAUUCCCUAGGACACUGGUCAGCUGGCACUUGCUUCUACCAAACCACUUGGAGUCCCCAGAAGUCCUUGCUUGUGUGUGGCCUUCACCAGUCUCAGUAGGAGGUGGUCUCUGAGUCAGAAGGUGUCUGGCUGUCACAUGAAGUAAGGAGAGUUUUUUCUUUGGGGUAAGAGCGGAGGAGGGAGAUGAAAUAGAUGGGGAAGAAAAAAAAAAGUGUGCCCAAGCAAGUGAGGGAAGAAGCACUGGCAAGUAUUCAUGAGAGAGAAAGAAAGUGGAAGAAGGAAAAAGACAGAGAACUAGGGAAAAAACAGAUGAAAAAGUUAGAACAAGGGAAGGAAAUAUAAUCAAACAGGAGGGAAAGGGAGGAUUGAAAGCAAGACAGAGUUGACGGCUGUUCUGCCUGGCACCUGGUGGCAAUGCCUUGAGGAACCCCUCCAGCGUGCAAACAACUCGCAUUGCAGCAGCAGAUGAGGAGGGACGUGGCUCUGCCAGUGCAGAGUCCCGCUCACCCUCUUACAAAACCCCAGCGACAGGGACAGGGUACAGUCUAGCAGGGGUGGCAGCAUGGGGGACUCUGAUUCAGAGUCCACCUUGCACAACAACUCACUGUGGUGGCUGGCAUGUGGCAUGCUAGCUCUGUUGGCCAACUCUUGGAUCAUCCUCAGCAUCACAGCCAAACAGCAGAAACACAAGCCUCUGGAGCUGCUGCUAUGCUUCCUUGCUGGCACCCACAUCCUUAUGGCAGCAGUACCCCUCACCACCUAUGCCGUGGUGCAGCUGCGGCGCGAGUCCUCUGACUAUGACUGGAACGAAAGCAUCUGCAAGGUCUUCGUCUCCACAUACUACACCCUGGCACUGGCCACCUGCUUCACAGUGGCCUCCCUGUCCUACCACCGGAUGUGGAUGGUGCGAUGGCCAGUCAACUACCGCCUGAGCAAUGCCAAGAAGCAGGCUCUGCACGCAGUCAUGGGCAUCUGGAUGGUGUCAUUCAUCCUCUCCACCCUGCCCUCCAUCGGCUGGCACAACAACGGCGAGCGCUACUAUGCCCGGGGCUGCCAGUUCAUUGUCAGCAAAAUAGGGCUAGGCUUCGGUGUCUGCUUUAGCCUCCUGCUGCUCGGAGGAAUCGUCAUGGGCUUGGUGUGUGUGGGUAUCACUUUCUACCAAACCCUGUGGGCACACAGAAGACGCCGGCGGUGCCAUCAUCAGAGAGCAGAGGAAGCAUCAUCCUGCUCUUCAUCAGCACACACCACUUUCAAUGUGCCAGCCAUUGUGGUGGAGGAUGUACGAGGCAAAAGGAGGUCUUCACUGGAUGGCUCUGAGUCAGCCAAGACCUCCUUGCAGAUGACCAACCUCAUAAGUGCUAUUGUCUUCCUGUAUGACACACUCACUGGGGUGCCUAUCUUGGUUGUGAGCUUUUUUAGCCUGCGCUAUGAUACG
This is a messenger RNA of Lepidothrix coronata (blue-crowned manakin), 1886 nucleotides long. RefSeq names its product G protein-coupled receptor 162 (gene GPR162). The annotation marks the transcript as partial. Gene Ontology annotation, molecular function: G protein-coupled receptor activity. Gene Ontology annotation, biological process: G protein-coupled receptor signaling pathway. Gene Ontology annotation, cellular component: membrane. The record is from RefSeq and is a predicted model, not a curated record. Lineage: Eukaryota; Metazoa; Chordata; Aves; Passeriformes; Pipridae. The transcript is spliced from 3 exons.